Molecule: messenger RNA, 1915 nt
Organism: Lolium rigidum
Lineage: Eukaryota; Viridiplantae; Streptophyta; Magnoliopsida; Poales; Poaceae
Exons: 4
Coding region: 234-1517 (427 amino acids)
Source: RefSeq, a predicted model, not a curated record
CUCGCGAGAUCUGGCCCGGGCCUCCGUCGGAUUCCGUGUCGGUGGAGCUGCGGCCGCGAUUUUGUGCCCGCUCCAGCCUCAGGAUCGGGGCUGAAUUCACGCCUAGGUUCCAGCUCGGGAGAGUGAACAUGCUAUCUAUGACUUAUAAUUUUUCAUCACAUGGAUGAAUUCUGAAGAUUGGUUGUGUACAAGUCAAGGCAUUCAGGGACAUUGAUUUCUUCUCCGCAAUUAUUAUGGGGGCUAAUUGUUGCAUAGCUGCCAAGGAGAGGCCUGAGCCAUCUGUAGCUUCAGUUGAAGUUUCGGUAUACAGGACAAGACACUCACCAUCAUGGAGCUUCCGGUGGGACAACCGCACACACAUAGAAGAUAUAAUGGAAAACGCUACACUGUUUUCCAAUCACAGUAGUGGAAGCAUUCGGCCAGAACUAAAGAGUGGUUCUGUUGCGCCAACUGAAGGCCAUCACAAUGAGGAUAGCCUUUCUGACGUUCGUGUGGUCAAAUGGCAAAAAUCUGACAAGAAGAUGGAAGCAUUCAAACGCUUGAAAUCUGUUCCUCGAGGUGUUCAAUCUACAGCAAACAGUUCACCCCUUGAGGCAAAUUCCUGCAAGUCGUUAGACAUGGUAACUGUUGCUUCAGACAUAAAGACAUCAAAGUCCCUUCCUUCAACGCCACCCAUAGUAUCCAGAGCAGAUCCUUCGUCCUCUAGGUGUCAUUCUCUUCAUGUGGACUCCUUUUCAAUGAGGAAAGCUCGUCGAUCACCUGGACAUCAGCUAUGUAGGCAGAUCUCGGACACCAAGAUCCCAUCUCUCAAGUCUUUCAAUGAGAGUAGCUAUGUGGAAGAAAGGCCAUCAAGUUCCAUGCUCUCUGCCUGCAGCAAUGAUACAUUUGCAGGAGGUUCACAACAUGGUGGGUCAUCUGAUGGGUGGUCAACUCGCACAUUUUCUGACUUGGUGGCCUCAUCUCAAAGAGACCGGUGGUCAGUUGACAGUGAGCUUUUUGGCUCCAUCACCAGUAAAACAGCUAGAUCAAAUGAUUCACAUGCUACUGCCCCCUCUCCUGACCAAGGGAUUUGCAAGCUGUGCUUAAAGCUAUUAAAGGAGCGGUCUACAUGGAGUGCUCAUGAGCUGGGAGUCGUUGCUGUUUUAUUCUGUGGCCAUGCAUACCAUGCAAACUGUUUGGAUAGUAUAACUGUGGAGAGUGAGAAAUUUGACCCUCCAUGUCCUGUAUGCACACAUGGUGAGAAGGGUACAGCAAAACUUUUUGGUAAGUUGGACUCAAAGAUUAAGAGCAGGAAAUCUAAAAACUUGAUGUCAGAUACUGAUAUAGAUAGGAGCUCUAAGCACCAGAAGAAAAGUAUGAGAGAACCCAGGUUAGGUACAAGUUCUAGUAUGAAGGAUUCAUUCCGUCGACCAUUUUUGCGGAGGCACUUUUCAAUUGGUUCUCGACCACCAAGAUCGAUGUUGGGGAGCGAGCCAACAGGAAAAAAAGGCUUCUGGGCACGACACUGGAGAGAAUAGCCAGCUGCACAUCAUCAAUGCAGUUAGUAUCUUCGUAUGUAUUUUUACUCCAUAAAUUCAAUGCCGAUAACUCUUUGCGUGCAAAGUGAGCCUCCUGAGCGAGCAAGGAUAGGAGUCAAAGAUUCAUAUUGUAAGUUUCAGUACUUUUCAUCAAAGCACACUUCGUGCUAAACAAAUUUAGUGAGACUAGGAGCUGUCUUAUACUUAUGGGCAUGGAUUAUUGCGGUCUUACUUCGCUACCAGGCAAUGUAAUAGAAUAGAAAUGGGAAUAGUCUCCCAGGCCAGAUUUAAAGGUUUAAAUCUGCUAUGAUAUAUUGUUACCUUUCCAUUCUCUUUUGUAAUAUUCGUUGCCAGUUCAAAUACAUAUAAUAUGAAAAUUGUAGCAUCAGUUCUUUGCA